UCGGCCGCUGGAGGAGAGUGGACCCCCCCCCCCCACUUUGAGGCUUUUUCCCCGGCGCCUCCCUGCCGCCCCCCGGUCCCGGCGCGGGGCUCGGGGAUGCCCGCCAGCAUGUUCAGCAUCGACAACAUCCUGGCCGCCCGGCCGCGCUGCAAAGACUCGGUGCUGCCGGUGGCGCCCAGCGCCGCGGCUCCCGUAGUCUUCCCGGCCCUGCACGGGGACUCGCUCUACGGCGCCGGCGGCGGCGCCUCCUCGGACUAUGGCGCCUUCUAUCCGCGCCCGGUGGCCCCCGGCGGCGCAGGCCUCCCGGCCGCGGUCGGCGGCUCCCGCCUCGGCUACAACAACUACUUCUACGGGCAGCUGCACGUGCAGGCGGCGCCCGUGGGCCCGGCCUGCUGCGGGGCCGUGCCGCCGCUGGGUGCCCAGCAGUGCUCCUGCGUCCCGACGCCCCCAGGCUACGAGGGCCCCGGCUCGGUGCUAGUGUCCCCAGUGCCGCACCAGAUGCUGCCCUACAUGAACGUGGGCACCCUGUCGCGCACCGAGCUGCAACUCCUCAACCAGCUGCACUGCCGGCGGAAGCGGCGGCACCGCACCAUCUUCACGGACGAGCAGCUCGAAGCGCUGGAGAACCUCUUCCAGGAGACCAAGUACCCAGACGUGGGUACCCGCGAGCAGCUGGCCCGGAAGGUGCACCUCCGCGAGGAGAAAGUGGAGGUCUGGUUUAAAAAUCGCCGUGCCAAAUGGAGGCGGCAGAAGCGGUCCUCGUCGGAGGAGUCGGAAAACGCCGAGAAGUGGAACAAGACGUCGUCAAAGGCGUCGCCCGAGAAGAGGGAAGAGGAAGGUAAAAGCGAUUUGGACUCGGACAGCUGACGGCCGCGGGCCGGCUGUGGCUCUUGACUAACUCGAAGGACUUGCACAGACAGACGAUGCUACUUUCUUGCACACGCGCUGCCUUGCGGGAGGGGGCCGAGAAAGAGGAACGAGGCUGUAAAUAGUGUACAGAGCCCGGAGGGUUGGCGCCUGGGGUCGGGGGUAAGCAGGGGCUCGAGCCCCGAAGUCCAAGGCCGCCAGCGCCUCGCUCCCCACCGUAGUAUUUAUAGUUAAGUUAACGGUGACGAUACAAUAAAGUGAUGGCGAUGUAGUCGGGCCACAUUCUGUAUUUCAUACCCACCGCCCCCCACCCCCAUCUGAGGCCCAGAAAAGAAAUCUACGUAGUUUGUAGCUUCAAAUGAAAAAAUUGGGCAGCUCUGACCUGUCCGGGGAAAAAAAAAAAAGAAAAGAAAAGAAACCCUGGAUAUGAAGCAGUCGCAGGACGGGUGUCUUGGUUUAAAAUCCGUUUCGUCUCUAGGAAGGGGUGGAGAGGGACUUUGCCGGGCUGCUGGGGGUGGUAGCAUUGCCCAUGAGAGGGGACAGCAUGGGGUUCCUGCUCCCCCUCGCCCACGGGGAGAACCAGGACUCUUCCUCCUUGCCGCCUAGGGAAGCCAGAGCGAGAAAGCAGGAUCCGCCCUGGAGCUGGGGGAUCCGGGAGCCUCUCCAGAGCCGGCUCAUGGGUCCCUGUUCCCACGAAAUCCCCAGGCCUGAGGGUGGAAUUAGGUGGUGGGCGUGCCUCCUUCCCAACACUUUUCUCACUUUUCUGGAUCUUUCAUGGCCACUCCGCCGCUCUGAGCCGGCACGUCUCCCGCCUGGCGGCUCUCAGCUGCGGGUCCGCAGAGCCUAGUGGGGACCCCGGCCCCACGGUGCUUUAGCCCAGGCAUUUGGGGUGGCCACAGGUACCUGCCCUGAGUUCUGGGGGCCACCCGGGUAUAAGAGUGCCACGCCGGGGCAGUGGCGGUGCUGACGCCUUUGGUCUUCUCCUGCCGCCGCCGCCCAAGGUCUCCUAUCUGCAGUAGCUGGGGUCGCCCCGGCUGGUGCGCUGGUCAGCAGCCUGUGAGGGAUGGAGAGGCCCGGAAGCUUCCCCGUGUGGUGCCGGCUGAGCACUUGGGCCAGGGAUGAAGACCAGAGCGUGCAUGCUGUAUGGUUCCCCAGCCCACCGGGCCGGGGUUAGGGUGGGUGGAGGCCAAGGGCCCGCAGAAUUGGUUUUGAAUGUUUCUACUUUACUGAUUUUACAACAAAUCCAUUUUAUAGAUAAGGAAGCUAAGGCUCAGAGAGCUUCCCGGCUUGGCUGAUGGGGGUGCUGCCCAGGGAGCAAUGACCUUGUUCUUCCUUUUCGGCUGCCUGCCUCCGGUAUUUAGUGCGAGGUCCCUCCAGGGGAAGGCUGUGCAUCCUGGCUGUGGACUGGGCCCCCGCAGAAUAGCCUCUCCCGAGAGGCGGUAUUUUUCCUACAGCUUUUUUAUGUUUAAAAGGUAAAAGUAAUUCCUGGAACAGGUGAAAAGACACUUCGGAAAUAGGAAGUGUCUCCCCCCUUAUCACCUUUUGAAUAAGGAGUAUCUCUAGAUGGAAGUAGGAGACAGCCAGGUUUGCCUCAAGGGUCAAGAUUGCCUUGGUGCAUGUGUGCUCUUGAGCAAAUUAUGGAACCCCUUGCUGUUAUGGGCUGUAAAAUGGGUACAACGAGAAUGUCUGCUCCCCAGGGCUAGUGUGGACAUUAAAGGCAUGGCCUCCUGUGUAAUAAUAGCUUGCCUGGGGGAAAUCGUU
Messenger RNA from Herpailurus yagouaroundi (jaguarundi), 2628 nucleotides. RefSeq names its product goosecoid homeobox (gene GSC). The transcript is spliced from 3 exons. Gene Ontology annotation, cellular component: nucleus. NCBI's taxonomy places the organism in Eukaryota, Metazoa, Chordata, Mammalia, Carnivora, Felidae. The record is from RefSeq and is a predicted model, not a curated record. Gene Ontology annotation, biological process: regulation of transcription by RNA polymerase II. Gene Ontology annotation, molecular function: DNA-binding transcription factor activity, RNA polymerase II-specific; RNA polymerase II cis-regulatory region sequence-specific DNA binding. The coding region runs from base 97 to 867 and encodes 256 amino acids.